UCUUCCCUUCCCCUAAGAUUUCCCUUAGUUUCUCUUUUCUUUAAACCUCCCUGCAGCUUAAUAAAAUUACAUCAAUCAACUCAUUGGAAGAAUAUUCAUGAAGGAAGGUGGUAGAAAACAUGGCGCAAUGUCGCCAUGUGCCGCGUGCAAGCUUCUCCGGAGGAGAUGUGCUCAGGACUGCCUCUUUGCUCCUUACUUUCCUGCGGAUGAACCCCACAAAUUUGCAAGCGUUCACAAGGUUUUUGGUGCCAGCAAUGUCAAUAAAAUGUUACAGGAACUGCCAGAGGAGCAAAGGAGCGACGCGGUGAGUUCAAUGGUAUAUGAAGCAAAUGCGAGGAUGAGGGACCCAGUGUAUGGAUGUGUGGGGGCCAUAUCGUGUCUUCAGCAACAGGUCGAUGUGCUUCAAACACAACUUGCUCUUGCUCAGGCUGAGCUUGUUCACAUCAGAAAUCACAACCAACCUUCUUCUUCCUCCUCAACCCAACCCCAGUCUUCUUCCCAUGACGCCAAGUCCUCUCUUUUUGCCGUCGACAAUGUCACCGAGUCCUUGUGGUCUUGCUAAUGAAAGACACAAACAGAGAUGGAAUUAAGUGAUGUUUCACCAUUCUCUUUAUCUCUCUCUCUCUCUCAUAUCACUGGACCAUGCAUGCGGUGGCUAGCUAGAUUGAGCGAUUAUUUGGCUGAUUACUAUAGCUAGAUUAGUUAAGCAGCAAUAAGGAGAAUUAGAUGUAUAUGGGGCAUGCUUUGUUUCAUUAUUAUUGUAAUUAUUACUAUCACGCCUUUGCUUUCAACUGUUUGCCUCCUUGUAGUUAUUUCUACACCUUCUGCUUUACUCUGUAUUUGCAUCCCUCUCUUUUAUUCCGCUGACUGAUCUAUUUGCAUAACCCUGGAUGAUCGUGAUUAAUUAUUAACCUCAAUGUAAAUUAUCAAACUUGUAA
Neltuma alba is the source of this 938-nucleotide messenger RNA. Its product is annotated as LOB domain-containing protein 4-like. The coding region runs from base 98 to 562 and encodes 154 amino acids. Lineage: Eukaryota; Viridiplantae; Streptophyta; Magnoliopsida; Fabales; Fabaceae. The record is from RefSeq and is a predicted model, not a curated record. The transcript has 2 exons.